Molecule: messenger RNA, 16383 nt
Organism: Spodoptera exigua (beet armyworm)
Lineage: Eukaryota; Metazoa; Arthropoda; Insecta; Lepidoptera; Noctuidae
Source: the annotation of a GenBank genome assembly
CCACAUUAUAAAAUGUCCUGCCGAUAGUUGUUGUUAUUAUUAAGUAUACAUUUUAUUAUUGAAAAAUAUAAUUUUGUGCACACUGCAAACAUAAUAUAAAGUUUGAGUUUAGUUACGCUAUCAAAACAGAAUAAUUUCGCAUUCGGCACGAAAUAUCUGAGAUAACAGUCUUGGUAUUCGCACGCGUUUUCGUAUAUUUAUAUCUAGGUACAAACAAGUCAAUCGUCCCAAUGAAAUGAUAUUAUAUAACAAUCACUGAGGCAAUAUAAUAACAAUUUUCUGUAGACACAGGCUAUUAUUUAAACGAAUAUAUUUUUGCUUCUUAACCAUUACAUUAUUUGACAAUACGUGACAAACAUUCCUGUCUUUUUAAUGCCCGCGCAAGGACUGCACACUGCGCAGAAUAGACAUUGAUACCAUUAACAAUUUGUUUCUGACUGGUUGACGACAAAACAAACGACGUCACGAAAGCAACUUGCGAAUAUUCGAGAACGUGUCAAUUGUUUACUACGAGUCACAGUGUGCACAAAAUAUAUAGCAAAUGGCGACGUGGCGGACCGAGGACUAGCACAUUACACAAUAGCGGGUUGGGCGAACGACUCACACAGACAGUCUGCCUGAGCGACGGCCGUCCGUCGAAUGAUAAAAUUUCAACGUUGGUGGAGCCCUAGUCGCUCAUCGCACCGUUCGGAGGGGCGUGGGUCGCCGUCCUUGCGCCGCUGCUACUAGCCCGCCAGCAGUCGCCAUCCGCGCCCGAGAGACGAACAAAGAAAAACUGGAAUCUAAAACUAGUCAAGUGUUAAUGCAUAUUACUUACUGCAUUUACACAAAAUGAGUAUUACCCGAAGGAGUGUACGUUAAAGAAGUUUAAGAUCGUUGAUUUUUAUAUUGUUUUUUUUACAAGCCGUAAACAUGGAUUUGGAAUACGAUCAGAAGUUCGAGGAGAUGAAGAAGUACAUUCCGUUUCUGGAGAGUAUGAUCAAGAGACUGGAAUCUACCGGCACUGGGUCUGCAAAUCCUCGGCAGGCCCAGCUCGAUAAAAUCAGAUCCUUAAGAGACCUACUUUUAAACAAGAAGAAAAGAAUGAAAAUGGAGAACUUGCUCAAGUGUGAACAGGUUUUGGUUAACUUAUACGCAAAAGUGGAACAGAGGGACACAUUACCAACAGUUAAAAAAGCUCCAGAUCCAGGGUUUGCUAUAGAUCCACCUACACCCCAAGAAAAAUCUGACUUAGAGGCUGUCAGAAAUAAACUCAAGACUGUUGCGAAGCGACAAGACGAGACUGAAGAAACGCUACCAGAGAUUUUGAGGGUGAAUGAAGUUGAGGAAAUGCGCACUGCUGGUUCUAAAGAACCAGCUCUUUUCCAAAGGAGACCAAAUAGACAAUCUUCAUCGCCGGCCCAUCGAUCUCCAACGAAAAUUAAACAGGAAAAGUUGUCGCCACCACCUUCAGCAUCGAAACGAAAUUACACAAGAGUGCUCGUCUCACCCGAUAAUUCGUCACGAUGUUGGUCUUCAUCUGAGGGCACGUCAGACAAACCUCUAUUUAGUAGACGAUCACCGCGUCGGUCACCAAGAAGAUCUUCACCGUCGUACCACAAAAGGGAAAGAAAAAAGUCCAAGGAAUCGACAACACGAAAAUCUACUAAAGGCCUAAACAUAACACUGAAUGUGCCAGAAAACAGUUUAAGCACAUUGAACACUAAAGAUAUAUUCUCAAGAAUCAUCAAUUGUAAAGAUGGUGACGUAGACAUUGAUACAUUAAGGGAGUUGCGAAAGCAGAUACUCACUGAACUUAAGAAAACCGGAGCCAGGGAUGACAUAUCUGACCUGAUAUUAAAGUCUUACAAAAAGAAGUCUGCUAAAUCUAAAAAAAGGGAAGAAGUUGAAGAAGGUGAGCUUUCAGAUAGUGAGAGUGAAGUUAUUGAGAACGUGUACGGUAGUUUGAGUGGCAACUUAGUGUUAAAAGAUGAUAGUGAGGUGAAAGAUACAACAGACAAAGAUAAGUCGCGUAAAAUUCAAAUAUGUCUUAUGUUGAAUCCUGACAAGACUAAAACUGAUUCGAAUGACAACAAUUCUCUGAAUUUACCCAAAACUGCUGACGUUUCCGAAUUAGAAAUGUAUGAUAAAGAGAUUGAAGAAGUAGAUAAAACUAAACAAACCAAGUUUGAAAACUCGUCAGAAAAUAAAAGCAUUGAAAAUGAUACUUCAAUAAUAUUGAUUGAUUCCGAAACCAACAGUUCUGCCAAUGAAGAAGUACAUAAAGAUAUCACUGAUAAACACGUACAAGAAGAAGCAGAACCUGAAAUAAAUAAAACAAAAGAUAAUGUAAAAAAUACCGCAAAUUUUUACAAACCAAUUGAAUCAGAAACAAAUAAAACAGAAGAAAGUAAACUUGAACCUAAAGUCGAAAAUCAAAAUGAAACUGUCGUUAAAACUAAUAGUACUAAUUCUGAAGUAACUGUUGAAGAUAUCCAACAUAAAAAGUCAGACUCUAUUGAAGCACAGUUAGAGAAAAUGGAGAAGCCUGUUGAAAUACCAUUACUUCAUGAUAAAACAAUGCCUGAAACACCAACUAACAGCACAGUUUCAGAAAUAGACAUAUUACAAGCUCUGAAAAAUGAAAUAUUGAGUGAGACUAUAACAAUGCCAGGUGUGGACGAAACUCCGCAUUUACAUCAACCAAAAAUAAACAAAGUUGCGAGUGCGAAAGAAAUCUUACCCAAAGUAAAAAGGAUAUCUAUUGAAAACUAUAAACAGAAAACUGAAGAAUUAAACAGAAAAGUUAAGGAUUCGAUCGUGUAUUACUAUCCUCAAACAGAUUCAAAAGAGGAUUUAAACAAAAAGUCUAGCCUUAAAUUAACAGAGAAGGAAUGUGAAAGAUUUAACAUACCAACUACAUCUUUUAACGAUGACAGUUCAGAUGAUGAAAUAACGCCAUCUGAUUUAUAUACUGACCUCUCCCCAAAUGACCUCGCUCCAAAGUCACCUGAUCGUGAUGAUACUAAUAACAUUAGGUCGACACCACCAGUGAUCAUACCUGUUGACCCCGUAAAACCAAUGCCAGUAAUUCCAAAAGCUGAUAUAGAUAUGAGAACUUUGCCGAUGUUAUCUCCAAAUACUGGUGGUCCUCUUAAAUUACCAUUCGGCAAUAUUGCAGGACUACCGAUGAAUGAGAUAAAACUUGGCGCACAAACUGAUCAAACUAAAGGGCCAAGUCGAGGUCCAAUAUUUGAUCCUCGCGUGAAAAGAGACAUCCAGCCUAGCCAAAGUCCUAGUCCACGAUCUGUUAAUUCUGACAGGAUGCAAAGAUCUGUGUUUACGAAUGUCUCGUGUCCAGCUGCGAUGUCCAAUCAUCAGUCAUUUGAUAUCGAACCCAAUAAAAAACAUGUAUACGUUACGUCGCUUGGUCCGGAUGAAACCAGAGAAACCUCAGCGGCUAGAGACACGCGAGAUAAGCCAGAACUAGUAAGGCAAAGAAAAUCACGUUUCGAAGAUAUUGGAGACACUAGUUGCAGUUCAAGUGAUAUGUCUCAGAGUGCGCGAUACGGCAGCAACUUUACUGGUGAUUACGGUAGUGUAAAAAUGAAUCCACAAACUCCUGUUUUAUCGUCAGAGAAGUCAUUAACUACUAAUAUGUUCAUGAAAGGGGAUGAACUUUCUGCGCCAAAUUUCAAGUUUGGAAGAACAGAAUGUCCGCCGACACCAAACCAUCCAUUUGGAAGAGCUGAAUGCCCCCCAACUCCGAGUCAGUCGUUUGGCAGACUUGAAUGUCCACCAACACCAAGUCAUUUAUUUGGAAGAUCCGACUGUCCUCCAACACCGAGUCUCUCGUGGGUCGAUUGUCCUUCUACCCCGAGCCAUUCAUUUGGAAGAGCGGAAUGCCCUCCUACGCCUAACCAUUCCUUUGGAAGGGCCGAAUGUCCUUCUACGCCCAGCCACCCAUUUGGUAGGGCUGAUUGUCAACCUAAGCCUCUCCUUUCUUUUGGGAGAGCUGAAUGCCCACCAACGCCUAACCACGUUUUUGGAAGAGCAGAAUGUCCACCUACCCCCAGCCAUUCGUUUGGAAGAUCCGAAUGUCCACCCACACCAAGUCAUUCCUUUGGGAGGUCCGAUCAAAACCAGAAUCUGAACCAUAAUUUUGCUAGUAACUCCUACACACCUGAAUACCCGCUCAAUUCAAAUAUUCCACCGAAACAAACUCCUUUCUUUGGAAGGAAUGAAUGCCCACCGACACCGAACCAUCCCUUUUCUAGAUUCGAUGGUCCGUCGACAAAAAACAAUUCAUACGGAUUGCUUGAAUGUCCAAAAACACCCAGUCAUCCUUUUGGUCGCUCAGAUGGAACGAUGCAUAAUUAUGGUAGACCAGAUUACAGUGCUCAAAAGUAUACUAAAGAUCCUAGGCUUAAUAGAAAAUCUGAGUACGAAAACAAUUCUUUGCAUAACGAGAGGGAUCGUGGAUAUAAAGACCGUGGCUAUUACCGCGGAAAUUCUUACCAUUCUCAAAAACCUUUUAGCGGAUCAGAAAAUUAUAAAAACCAGGACAGAGAACAAGAUCAAAUUUAUAAAUUCAGACGUCAAACGAGUAGAGAUAUUUCAACACGUGAACAAAGCGCUGGUCGCUCAUUCCACAAAGAUCAUGAAAGCGAUCGAUUUUACUCAAGAGAACGUGGUCAAUACGGGGGCUACGAGGACAGACAUAGCAGAUACAGUGAAAGAAAUUUAGGACGUAGUAUGUACUCUCGCGACGAACGCGAGAUGAGUGUUGGUCGGAAUUCACGCGGCGAUCGUGAAAAGAGUAUUGGUCGGUAUUCACGCGAAGAUAAAGUAUCAGUUUCGACCAGAGCUCAAAGCAUUGGAAGAAAUUCCUCUAUUGAGUCGGAUAAAUCUUUAUUGUCAGUAAAACCUUACGCCGGCCGUUCAUUCACUAUUGACACCAGUACUAAUGCAACAUUCCAAAAGUUCCUAGAGAGUGACAAUCAUGUAUCCAAUUAUAAUUUCGAUGUCAGAAGACAAAGAGCAGCAAGUGUGGGAAGACUGACUCGAGAAUCAAGUUGUCAACGUGUAAUCUCAGAUGACCUAAAAUUCAAUAAGAGUAAGAGAGACAAAAAGGAAGAUUAUCGCAGAGCCUCAAGCGUGGGCAGGGAUUUGGUUGAUUAUCAUGAAGAAAAAAGGAGCUUCCAAGAAAUUAAGGCUGAUUUUAAAACAUACGUGCAUCCUUCUAAGGAGUUUGAUACUGCUAAAAUAAGAAAUAUUGAUUCAAAAUACAAAACCAAUACUGAAAAUAGAACCUGCAGUAGAAAAGAUUAUUAUGAUAAACACAAAGAGGAAAAUCUGGACGAUAGCUCAUCGAAAUCUGCAUAUUCUCCUAGGAAGAACCCUAGAGACCCUAGAAUGCGCAAAGAGACAAAAAGAAGUAAGUACGAUAAAUAUAAUGAUGACAUUCGUACAAAGAAAAGCGGAAUAAUAUACUCUAAUGAUAAUAUUGUUAAAGGUGCUAUUUUAGCUUCUGGCUACGGAGUCAAAAACUAUAAGAUUCCUAAAAUUAAACGUGCAAUCGAGGAAAAAGUCGCUGAUGAACCUAUUGUUAACAAAUGUGAGACUGUUAAAGAGAGUGAGAAAGAAACGAGCAAAACUAUACAAUUUGGAGAACCCUUAAAACUAAAGGAUAAAGUUAAAGAUACAACAUUAACGUUAAAUAAUAAAGAUAAAUCGAAAGAAAAAGGAAAUGAUGGUUCUAAAGACAAAGGUAAAGAAAUACCUAAUCGAAUAACUAAAAAAGGCUCAGUAGCAUCUGACUCUGAUACGGAAUCAUUACAAAUUGAUGUGACUAGUAAACCCAGUGAACAAAUUGAAAAAAGAAUAACUAGGCGGAGUAAAAGACUGUCUGCAUCAAAUUCCGAAACUGAAAUAGUUACGAAACCUAGAAAACCCAAGAAAGCAGUAAUAAGUGAUUCGGAAUCUGACGCAGAAACCGAGAGCAAGAACAUUCCAGUUUCAAACACAAUCAAAACAAAAGAUAAGAAAGGUAAUGUUGACUUAGUUGAUAAGAUUGCCACUCCGUCACAAUUGAGUAGUCCUAUCAAAGAAAAUACCAAAACCAAACAAACAAAUCUGGUAGAUAUUCAUACUAACUUUGGAUUGGAGCUCGAAAUGUUUUCUGAAAAUGUUGCGUCGGACCCUGUUCUCGAUAAUAUCAAUGCUCUAAUUGCAGAUCUUGAUAACGAUCUUGAUUCGUCAUCUAAAAACGAACCAAGCGAUAAUUUUACGAAUGAAAUAACUCUAGAAAAUAUGAUGCAAAAUAUCACUACUCCACAUGAUACUUGUGACAAUGGAGAAGAAUUUACUCAAGUGCUUAAAGCAGUCGAUGAAUUGUCUAAAACCUCUGAUAAUGAAAUGCUUGAUAUUUCAAUACCUGCUCUCGUUAAAGGUAACGAGAAUAAUAGUAAAGAAACAGUCGAUACAGAAACUACACGACAAUUAGAAACUUCCAAAUGUUCCAAUAAAAAUAAGGAUGGCAAUCAACAAAGUCCAAAAACAGUAAAUCAUUCAAAUCUGUCUGACAAAAGUGAUAGAGUCGUAGAUAAAACAGAUGAAAACACUUCAGAUACUUUGCCUAGGACUACAAAUGAUAAUUUAGUUUCUACUACUGAACCCAGGGUGGAAACGGUAAUAGCUGAAGAUAAAUUUAAAUCAGAUGAGCAAAGUAUGGAUGGUUGCUCCACUCCGGACAGUACAAUUAAUACCGAUGAUGUUUUGGAGAAAAACAAUAGUGAUACCUGUGUAGCGGACAGUACUAAUGAAGAAGUGCAAAGUGAAACUAACGUAACUUCUACAGAAACUGUUGAACCUAAACCUACUUCCUCGGGCACAGACAAAGCGUCUGAUGCAGAUCUAGGAAAUCUGCUAACUGUGCUGCAAGAUAAAUCUAAGAUCGAAAAAUUGUUGUCUAUGUUAGGUGACCAGUCAGAUAACGAGAAAAUAAGAAAAAAGCUAGAAAAAUUAAAAGAAAUUGUAUCUGAUGAUGAAAAGGAUGAAAAUUCGGAACAACCAGAAGAAUGUAAGGACAAAGAUUCUUUUUCGAAUGAUGACGUUAAAGAUUCUGAUACCGGUCUGGUAAGCGAAGAUAAAGCUGAAGCCGUAAAAGAUGAUUCAAAAUUAGUUGAAGAUGAAAGUGUCAAAGAAGUAGUAGACCCAGACAAUGAAUCUACCUUUGAUGAUUUGGUAGAAGAAGAAGAAGAAGAAACUGCCAAACCUGAAGAAACUAGUCUACAAGUACCAAAAACGAAAUUGAAAAAGAAAAUGCCCAACAAAAAAUCUAAAGUUACCAAGAAAGGAAAAGGUCGAUACGCAAAGAAAGCUGCUUCAAUUGCAGAGAAGCGCGUCACUCGCGCUACAGCUGCAGUCAGGGUCGUACAAAAGCCUAAAAAACCUACACGCGAGUUACAAAAGCUUCAGGCUGAUAUUAAAGAGUUCAUAAGAGACGAUAUUUUAAGUACUUCCGGUAUUAGGAUGUGUCGUUUAGCUAAAAUGAUGGAAGAUAAAACAAAAGAAGAAACAGCUACAUCAGAAUCCGAGCCCAUAAUAUCAGAGAAGGUAAAAAACUCUGUCGAUAGAAGUCGUGACCAGUCUAAUUCCGAAAAAGUGAGAAAGAAGCCUGGCCCAAAACCUAAACCUAAAAUGUCUAUUGAAGCCGCAGACCCAGAAAAACCAAAAUACAAACCAGGGCCUAAAUCCAAGACGAAAAAUACGAAGGAUGUGGAUCCCUACGCAUUCGAAAUUGAGUCCUGUGGGGACACAACUACAGAGAGAAUGAGCGAUGAGGAUUCUGAUAAUAGCUCUGAUUCCGAUGAAGGUUCACUUGCUUCGCUAGCAUCUUCUAAAAGUUGUGGAAGUACUGAAAUAUUGUCUGACAUGAAGAAAAAGGUAAAGCGUAAGCGGCCUGCUUGGCAAGACGGAGUUAUUAAACCUAAAUAUAAAAAGAAGAAAAUUGACACUAAACAGGUUUUAGAGCCACCUCAAGUUAAGUCAGUGACAGAAAAGGAAAUGAAACCUAUAGAUAUGGAUUGUUUUACUGACAAAAAUUACUGUUUCCGUGAAAAAGAGCUUGUCUAUCCUUGCCGUCUGUGUUCUUUUACUGGUACAGACAUUGUGUAUCACUAUAAAAAUGAGCAUCCCCAUGUUGAAAUCCCGUUGUCUCGCAUGGCUCCUGCGGUAGCUAAAGAAGCCAUUGAUCAAUGUAAAGAAAUAAACUUCCAAGCUAUUAGCAAAAUAUCUUCAGAUAAAUACGUUUGCAUUUUUUGUUUCCAAGAGUUUGCGAACAAUAAAACUGUUCUAGAAACAUUCUUCUGGCAUGUUGUUAGCAUGCACACUGGUGAAUAUAAGCACAACUGUACCAAGUGCACAGAUGAGAAACGAUGUCAAUUUUCUUUGGAUAUUCCGCCACCUCCUAAAGAUACAGGGGGUCAACUCAUAGGAUAUAUCUGCAAAAAAUGUAAUUUUACUCAACUUUCUAUUGAAAAUCUAAAAACACAUGUUAUCGUUCGACAUAACGAUGAACAGACAUUUGUUUAUACUAUUAACUUAUCAGCGAUGUCUAAAAUGGCAUUGAAAGAAUUGUUACGAAAGCGCGAUGCUCCCGAACCAGCAGUGAUAAAGAAUGUCGCACUGAAGAAAGAGAUUAAAUCGGAUGAGGGCACCUCCCACGAUACAAAACACAGUUCUUCUGUUUGUGAAACUGAGCUGGUGCAACGUAGGCGUUCCAAACCACAGAGCCCACCACCGAGUAUCAAGUCUAAGAUAACAUUUGAAGCAGAUGACAAUGGUAGCGAAGCACCCAGUAUAGCAAAAAUAAAAAUAGAACAGGAGGAUACGGAUGAAAAAUCGGAGAAUGUAGAUGAAGCAAUGCAACAUGUACAAGGGUCCAAAGGACCGAAUGAAACAGAGCGACCGCCUAGCGUAACAGACCGUCCUGUUGAACCUCCGAAAGAUGCACAAACUCCUCAACCUCAAAGCAAUGUAGAUGACUCUGCCAGCCAAUCCUCUGACGAUAUAGUUGACUAUCCUCAUUUCAAAAUCAACUUUACAGAAUCCGGUGCUAAGGAAUAUAUUUGCUGUAUUAAUGGCAAAGAUAAUCACUUUAAGACAACUCUUUUGAUCUCAAUGAAGAAACACGUUCAAUUAAAGCACUCUGAGAAAUGGGAGGGAUAUUGUUUCGUGUGCAAAGUUAUCGUUACACCACAGGGGGCGCACAACUUUAGAGAUUGCUUGCAACAUUAUCUUGAUAAACAUUUAGACGACUUUCCUGUUUACCAAAAGGAAGUUGUACCUGAGACUACGCCUGAAGGAAGACCUCCUCAAGAAGUUACAUCGGAUAAUGCUACUCCUACUAAGCCAUAUAUUAACGUUCGACCUAUUCGCGAAUUGAUAUCUACAGCAGAAUCUCCCGCAAAGGAAACCUCAGGUUUCCCGGUGAUUCAGAGUGUAGUAAGUUUGGGCACGGUGGACACUCCAUUGCCGCAACCUAGUUAUCCGACUGUGAACACAGAGACUAAGCAAUGCGAAGUCAUCUUUAAGUACGAAGAAGUGCAGGCUAGAGUUAUGUCGAGUAAACACCGCGUCGUUCUGGAAAGUAUGAUGGUACGGAAUAAACUAGUGAAGGUGUUUAAAUGUGCGGGGAGAUUCUGUUCGUUCACGUCGGACUCCCCUGAGGACUCACUUCUGCAUGCCUCCACUCACCAGCGUAUGGGAGGAGUGGAUACUCUGAACUGUUCGUAUUGCGACUUCGAUUCAAUGGGGAACGCCAUCGACCUGGUGAUGCACGUUUUCAAGGAGCAUGGUCACUGCCAGUACUCAUGCGGGCAGUGCUUCUACCGUGCCGCGGCCAGUCAGUCAGUGGGCGUGCACGCUAGUAAGGUGCACGGGCUGGCCCCCGCGGGGGCUGUAGUACUGCGGACGACCACCGUACCUGCCAACCCUCCUGCCGAAGCCAACAUGCUCAGUCGGGAAGAGGCUGUGCCCUAUUACUUUUGCAAACACGUGGAUGGUAACGGCAGUCACUGCAAAUUCCGCACCUACACCCCGGAUAAGUUCUGUGAACAUCUUCAACAGAAACAUGCAAGUGCAUCAUCACAUUCUUGCUAUAUAUGCCAAUUACAAGCCCCGUCUCCGUCGGAGCUGGUGCAGCAUAUGAAGGGUCACGGCUUGAAGCUGUACCAGUGCACCUGGUGUGUUCUCGGAGCUGACAAUGAGACGGAGCUCCUAUCCCAUGUCUCCACGACACACCCAUCCAAACAACCCCAGGCUUAUCUACGUAUCAUCACCAACAAAGAGGGUUCCAAUGAGCUAAGGGUGCUCCCGCUUGCCUUCUUGAACAAAAUGAAAGUGCCCAUAGAAGAUGUAGCACCAAGCACUGCAAAAGAGGAUCCAGUGCGGGAAGCAGAGCGUUCUUUGAAUCUAGAGAAAUUAAUUGGUUUGAAUGUACUAGUGGAAGCGCAGUCGGAACCAGCCGAGCCUACUGACACCCAAGUCUCAAGCCCCCCAGAUACCAAACCGCCUAAAGAAAUACUUCAACCUGCAAAACCAGUCAAUCCUACUGCAAUUUUCCCUCCAACUGUCCCACAAGCGCCCCUUCACCCACCCAGUGCUACAAUUUCUCAAGUUAAUGUUCCACCACCAACACUCUCCCCAGUUGCUCCUGCUCCUAUUCUCGCCUCAGGUGACACACAAACCAGUAAUCCUACAACUAUUGUUAAAAUGGAAGCUGAAGAGAUAUCUACACCCCAGAUUAACGACGUUGUCGUCCUAGACAGCGAUGAUGAUGAGUCUAGGCAGUCCGUCAUUGACCUGUCCGACGAGGACUCCCUCUCCAACACGGAUUCCCCCGCUCCGCAAAGUUAUAGCAAGCAGAAGGUGCCGCUCGAGAUACAAAGCAUCUGUCCCAAAUGUCUACAUUGUUGCAAGAACAUUAACGGACUGAAAAAGCAUUUGUACUAUUGCUAUCCCAACAAGGAUGAGGCGUGUCGCUGUGCGCACUGUCCGUACAUGGCGUCCACCCGGGACAACAUGAUGAAGCACUACCUGAACGACCACUGCGACCAAAACAAAUACCAGUGCGGCAUCUGUCGGGCCAACCUCAUCUCUCUCUCUGUCGCUAAGAAACAUGUCAGAUGUGUACACAAGGAAAAAGACGUGACUGUGACAUCGGUCAGAGAAAACGGAAACUCUCUUUACACUGUUACCGGAGCUAAAAAUAAAGAAGCACCGAAGAGGAAAUCCAGCGUCAACGAAACUCCCAGCAAGCGACGCUUCAAGCCGCAAGAGAUCGACGAGCUGCCAAUAAAUCCCAUCCUGGAGCACCUCGUGUACUGCGACCUGUGCGAGUUCAGCACCAAGGUACGCCUCAACAUGGUCCGGCACCUGCAGCUGCACGCCGCCCAGCAGCCCGUCGCGCAGGUCGCGCCCGUCAACCCCGUGCCGCAUCUCGAGACCAACGAGAAGCACUUCGACAAGAUGGUGAACCUGGCGUCGUCCUCGCUGGGCGCGCGCGCCGCGCCGUCCGAGCGACCCUUCGGCGUGGCGGCGCUGGCGGCGAGCGGGCCGGGCCCGGCGGGGCUGGCGGCGGCGCAGUUCCCGUGCUACGUGGCGGCGCGCACGCGGCACUCGUGCGGCGCGCCGGGCUGCAGCUACACGGCGCCGGACGAGGCCACGCUGCGCCGCCACUGGGCCGCGCUGCACGCCGGCGCCGCGCCCGCCUUCCGCUGCGUGCACUGCCCCGCCAGCCAGGCCCUCGACACCUCGCGCCCCGUCACCGCCGCGCGCGUCAUGCAGCAUCUCAAGAUGCACGACGAGAACCUCUACGCCUGCUCCAAGUGCCACAUCUACCACUUCAAGCGCGAGGUCAUGGAGAAGCACAUGACCGAGGUGCACCCCUACAACCAGCUCAUCAUAGUGCGCGAGAACGCGAGCGCGGUGCCGCCGGCCGGGCCCGCGCCCCCGCCCGCCGCCGCCGCCGUCGGCACCAUGGACCUGAAGCCGUGGCAGUGUGGCUUCUGUCAGUUCAAGAGCAUGUUACGGCCGGAGGUGGUGGACCACUGCGCCAAGUUCCAUCAGUCCAAAAUGCAAUUCCGAUGUGCGUACUGUCCGUACCGAGCGUCGGUGUUGGAGAACGUGCACAACCACUUGUCCCACUCGCACGCGAGCGAGCCGGUGGACGUCAUCUACUACUACUACAGAGUCGGCUCCGUGCCCGACGAGGACGGCACCCCGCGGUGGGUGAAGCAGUGCCAGAAGAUGGCGGCUAGCAAUCCUGAAGUCAAGACCGAGGAGCAAGAGGUUCCAGAACCGUCACCCAUGUCUGCGACCUCUGCGAUAACAGUGACCCCUCCGACCUCCGCUACCCCAACCCCUCCAGUCGCCCCUGUAUCCGUAGACUUAAACCUCGUUAAAAAGGAAGUGGAAGAAGAUGAAAUAUUGGGAACUAUGGAAGAACUAUGUGAAAAGUUCGGGAAGUUGUGUGAGCCGAACGGAAUCAACUACAGGUGUCCGCUGUGCAAGGUUAUGGUGGAGGAGACCAGGGAAGCUAUGCAGUCACAUCUGUACGAGGAGCUGCAGUACAGGAGAUGGGGAUGCGGGCUCUGCAAUUACAAAGCGUUCCACAAAACCGGGCUUGUCGAGCACAUGACGGCAGAACACCGCAGGCAGUAUGAUCAUAUCGAGCUACCUAAGGACAUUAAUAAGGAGAAAUGGGUGGCUGCACAGCUGGACCAUCAGACGGCCAUCAUACAAGCUCUUAAAGCCAACUUGGCUAAACAGAAGAUUCAAACAGAAAGAAUGAAUAAACCAGGACCCUCUACUGCGGCCCCACCACAAAUAGAACCGGUUGAGAAAUAUACCACGGCGCAACUAGUUGAGGCCUUCGGCGAGCUCGGAGCUCCUAAGGCUAUGAUGUUCUGUUGCCCUAAAUGUAACGCUUCACACAGAGAUGAAGUUGCCUUCCGAGACCAUUUGGAGACUGAACUCAAUAAGAUUCGAUGGGGCUGCACCUCUUGUUCUGUGAAAUAUCAGACAUACCACGAGGCCCAGUUUCAUUGCAAGGGACACGACGGGCCAUCCAGGCCCAAGGAGGCAAUACGAGAUCCUUCAAUGCGAGCUGCAUGGGUCGCUAACAUUAUACAAACACAGAAAAAGAUGCUGCAGACUGUCUCACUCCCAGUUACUACAGUUGUCACAGGACCUCCCACUCCCGAUAAGAUCGUGCCAGAGAGCGACAAUUCUCUCCUCGUAGUCCGCUACGAAGAGAAAGUAAGCACACCCGAGCAAGUCGCGGUCCGGCGCAAGAGGCCGGCGCCAGAGAGUGACGACGAACGACUCGUCAUUGACGAAGGAGACAAGCGAGGGGGCAGCAGGCGAUGCAGACUGUGCCCGUACUCCACCAGGUCCUCCAAGUGUUGGAAGGACCACAUGCUCAAACAUUACAACCUCAAGGCCUACGCCUGCUGCUACUGCGACUACAGCUGCACGUCCAAGCAGGGCGUCGUACUGCACACUACGAAAAUACACCCUAACCAACCUCUGCAGAUAAAGAAAACUCCCAUACCGCCAGAAGCUCCAUAUAUUGUGCCCGCGACAACGAAUAGAAUGUCUGAAGAUGACCACGCACCCAUCAUAUGUUUGUUCUGUGAGCGAACCAUACCUGAUGCAGAAAUAGUCACACAUUUACACGAUAACGUCAAGCCAGACUUUGCCAAAAAGGGUGAUGUGGUGUUUAAGUGUUGCAUAUGCCUAGUGCUGCGAGUGGACGUGAAGUCCUUGCAGGACCAUCACCAGCAAGCUCAUCCCAACGUACCCAUAAACUACGCGCUGUUUAAACUGCAGCACGAUACCAGAGAGACACAUUACUGUGGACAUUGUGAGAAUAUAGGCUUUAAAUACAUAAGAGACUUAAAGAGCCAUCACAACGCGGCCCAUCCGACGCUUCAGUUGAAAUACUCCACAGUGCCGUACGUGCACAACUCUGAGGAAAUGAAGAAAAUAGAGGAAGAACUCAUUGCACCGCUUAUUAAUAAAAACAAAACUGAAACUGGAGUGCAAUUUGUGAAAAUUUUGCCUAAACCUAUGACCCCUUUAACGUUGGACCCUCUGGCAGAUACUACGUCGAAUCCAAUAAAAAAUUUGCAGAAAACAAGUGCUAGAAAGUCUACACCUGGAGAGAAUUUUGUGAAAAUUUUGCCUAAAUCAAUGCCAGAACCUAUGGCCAUAAACAUUUUUCCACAACCAUUGACCCCUUUACCGUUGGACCCUCUGCUGACACCAAUCGAAACAGCACCGACAACAGCUGAUAUAACGUCGAAAUCAGUAAAAAACUUGCCGAAAACAAGUGCUAGAAAGUCUACCAGUAAGCCAUACAGCAGGCGUGUGGCGAUGAAGUCUACCACGAAACUGCCUGGUAGUGUCGAAGAGGUUUCCCAUUAUUUGAAGGAUACGAAAACAGUGUUCGAUUAUGAUUAUUGCACUACUUCAAUAAGUUUAUGUAACAGGACAAUGACGCUUACAGCGAAAAAGCUUUCAGAUAUAAUGAGACUUUAUCCACAGGUUCCUUUAGUUGACGUUGUCAAACAUGGAAUUUAUAAACGACCUCCGGAAAGUGACGAUUAAGUGUUUAGCGCCAAAAGUGCUGGACGAUCAACUUAUAGUUAGAUUUGUAUGGUAGGCUAUAUAGUAGGGAGUCGUGACUCCAUUUAUGUGUUAGUUGCUAACUUCGCUAAGCGAUAGCAUUAAGCCCGUACUUUAUACUCAAGACUGAUAUACAUUUUAAUUAGUGUAAGUCAUUAGAUAUGCGCGUAAAAUUAAACUCUAAAAUUAUGCAAAUAACUGCGAACAUUGCUAAUCACUUGCACUAAACAAGGUGUGUAUGGCCAUGUACUGUUUGCUUGAGGGUAAAAUGUAAAAGCCAAAUAAUAAUUGCCAAUAUUGUCAUAUGUUGUCUGUCUUCAAAGCUUUCUAUGUCAGUUUAAUGUCGUAAUAAAUAGGAUUAUCCUUGCUAGUCUGACACUUGUAAAUAUCUUUCGUAAACAGGUAAACUUAGAGGUCAAUGUAAACUUUUUAUACUUGUAGUAAAAAACCUCAAGAAGGACACCAUUUAUCUAAGGUCUCUAUUACUAUCCUUUGCCCUAUAGCAAUUUAGCAAUCGCACAUAAUCUUUAAAUAUAAUAAUAUGUAUAGACAGUCAGUGUUUGAUAUGCAGAUAACCAAAUAGUAACCAUCUCCAUAGGUACUGAUCAAUCUUAAUUUUCUUAGCUGCAUACCAAAUUAUGGCUAUAAAUUAAAAUUGGCAAAUAAUAGCCACAACUAAUUUCGUAAUAAUUAAUGAAUAUGGAAAUCUGUGAUUUACGAUACAUUCUUUUAAGAUUUACUUUAGGUGUAGUGUUAGGUAGGUUGUAUAGUUUAUAAUUUUGAGCAUUUAUAUAUGUAAUACGUUGGGCUGUUUAGUUCCUUUCCGUCGUUCAUGAUAAGCCGUGAAUUUGAAUGUUUGUAUUAUAAGCCCAUCCAAGAAAACUGUAGAAGCAAAGUUAAUAAAAGUAAAAACGUAUGUCAACAUAAGUAUACUGUAAUAUUUUUAGAUGUUUUUAAAUUUGUAGUUUGUGUAACAUAUAGGAAUUAUUGGUAGACCCGUAGACUUGUUUUUCAAAUUCGCGGCCUGUAUCGAUAUUAAAUUAAUCUUUCUCGACGUUCUCAUUCGGAAGAUUGUUUUUGAAGUGUAGAAAUUAUUUGUAAUUGUGUCGCAAAGAAGCAAAAAUAUACCUACAAGUUUUGAAAAUAAUUAUUGUCUAAGGGUUGAUUUUUCAAUAGUCAGAUAAAUGUUAUCUGAGAAAUAAAAUUGUUGCUGUCACUGUCAUAUACCCGGUUUCUGAAAGGCUUGUCAACGCUAAAAUUAACUAAUCUCGUGUUUAAUCUCUUGUCAAGUCAUCUGAUUGGUUGUUGAUAAUUCAGUCAACCAAUCAGAUGACAAGAGAUUAAAUUGAUUUUAACAUUGAUCGGCCUUUCGGAAACCGGGUGUUAAACAAACAUUCUGACGCGACAGCAUCAUAAUUAUUCCUCAGAUUACAUUUAACUAACGAUUGAAAUACCAGCCCUAAAUAAAAGUAAACAACUGAUCAGUUGACAUUAUAAUCAAUAUUCAAUUUAAUGAUUAGUUCUUGUUCUAAAUAUGUAGGUAUUGCAAUAACUUCUGCGUUUUGUUUUCUUAGUUUUUUUUUUUAUUAUUGAAUCAAUAUUGGUUGUUGUACAACGUCGGUACGAAUGUGAUUUUUUUGUUAAUUUCUAAGCGAAUAGUUUAUUUGCCAAAUAUUCUCAUUCAAAGAAAUAAAACGAUUUUCUCAUAAA